Molecule: messenger RNA, 10344 nt
Organism: Petromyzon marinus (sea lamprey)
Lineage: Eukaryota; Metazoa; Chordata; Hyperoartia; Petromyzontiformes; Petromyzontidae
Source: RefSeq, a predicted model, not a curated record
AGGAGACAGCACGCGGAAGAGGGUCGGCAGCAGAGUGAGUGGACAAGGGAGAGAGACGAGAGAGUGAGGCGAGGAAGUGUGGCGAGUGUGUAAGAGGGGAGACAUCAUGGAGAGUGCGGACUGCAGAGAGAGGGGAGAGUACACAGGGAGAGCGUAGCGAGAGGCGAGAGCGUGCAGAACGUAUGGUUUGAUAGGGGGAGGACAGGAUUGAGGGUGCGGUAAGGGAGUGUGACGAGAGAGGGGAGUGAAUGAGGGUGGAGUAAAGAGAGAGGGGAGGUGGGGGGAGAGCGUGCGGAGCGCAGUGCAUAGGAGAGGAGGAUCGUGGCGAGAGAGUGGAGAGUGCGGUGUGGCGAGGUUGUGUGGAGGGGAGAUGGAGACUUGAGGAAGAGAGAGUGGGGGGCGAGCGGAGCCCCAGCGGGGGGGUGGAUGCGGAGAGAGGAGAGGAGAGUGCGCAGAGGAUAGGAGAGAGGCUGUCGGGGGAGGGCGUGGAAGUGUGAAGAGAGAGAGAGUAAGAGAGUGUUGCGGAGAGCGUAGAGAGUAGGUAGAGACGGGGGAGAGAGGCUGUCGACUACAGAGAGUGGAGAGAGUGUGGCGGGAAGGGCGUGGAGAGAGGGGAGGGAGCGUGCAGAGUCUAGAGGGAGUGAAUAGUCGACUGGAGAGAGAGUGUGCAGAGAGUGAGGUCUAUAGAGAGUUGUGUGUGUCGUGACUCUAGUCUACAGAGGGAGUGUGUGUGUGUGUGUACGAGGGGAGGGAGGAGGAGAGAGGAGGAGGGGGGCAGCCGGAGUUGGCCGCGCCCGCUCUCGGCGCUCCGCUCACAAUGGCAGCCGCAGGGGAGCUCCGCGCAUUCGCCAUCAGACUCAACAGGGCUGGCGCUGCGGAGCUGAGGAAGCAGGCGUCUUCCUCCAGCCUGCGCUACAGCGGGAGCCUCUCCCAGGCCUUCACCACGCCCCUCCAUCCUGCGAUCCCGGCAUGCGACGUGGUGGAGCCCGUGGACGUGGAGGAGGUGCUGAGCUCCCACGCGGCACCCGACUCCGCUCCGCUCCGCGACAUCUCCGAGUUCCCUCCGGACGACGUCACCGUCACCUUCGCUCCUCGCGAGUGCCGCACUGUCACCCCCUCCCUGCCGGAUGAAGAUGGCUGGGAUGCGAGCGCGCACGUGCGAGACUGCGUGCGAUCCUUCACGGAGGACUGGGCGGUCGUCACGCGCAGGUACCAGCGUAGCGGCGGCGGUGGUGCCGCGGGGUCCGGCGAUGACGGCGGCGGAGGCGAGAGUGCCCGGACGAAGGGCCUGGAGCGACACCUCUUCGAGUCGGAGGAGAGCCCGGAUGACGAGGAUGCUGGGAGCCGCCGGGUGUCGGUGAGCGUGGGAGAUGACGUGUCCCUGGGUGAGGCUGACGGCGGUGGUGGCGGCGGUGGCGGCGGUGGAGGCGGUGGCGGUGCCGCCGCCGAUCCGCUGGUCCCGGGGUUGCUGGAUCACCGCUCGCUGGAGGAGACGGACCGCCAUAACGAACAAGCGCGACAAGCGGCGCGGCACUACAACCUCUUUGCCCUCUACCCCCCGCCUGCCGAUGAGGAGGAAUCUGUGGAGAAGAGGCCGGUUCCGGAGGGGCCACAUGAGCACUUUGGCCAACGGCUCCUCAUCAAGUGCCUCUCUCUCAAGUUCGAGAUCGACAUCGAGCCGCUGUUCGCCAGCCUGGCCCUGUACGACGUGCGAGAGAAGAAAAAGAUCUCAGAGAACUUCUACUUUGACCUCAACUCGGAGAACAUGAAGGUCCUGCUGAAGCCCCACAGCGGCCAGUCCUGCAUCCCCUCGCUGGCACGCACGGCAAUCUUCUCCAUCACCUACCCCACGCAGGACAUCUUCAUGGUCAUCAAGAUCGAGAAAGUUCUCCAGCAAGGGGACAUUGGAGAGUGCAUGGAGCCCUACAUCAUGAUGAAAGAGACGGACGCCUCCAAGAACAAGGAGAAGCUGGACCGGCUUCGGGCACAAACGGAAGGCUUCUGCUCCCGGCUAGGCCGCUACCGCAUGCCGUUUGCGUGGACGGCCGUGCACCUCAUGAACAUCGUGACGAGCGCCGCAACACUGGAGCGCGAACCGGAAACCGAGGCGCCCGCCACUCCGGGAGGUGGCACCCCCGGUGGUGAGGGUACAGACUCGGUGACAGGACGAUCGCAGACCCCUCGUGAGAGGAGGAUGGAUCGGCGAGGGCUGGCGGCGGCGCAGGCCGGGAGACGGAGCCUCGAUCGGGGAAGCACGCUGUGCAGCGAGGAGAGCCUCAACCUGGCUUCCUUCCGGCCCGUCACCAUCACCCUCAAUAACUUCUUCAAGCAGGAGGGAGACCGGCUGAGCGAUGAGGACCUCUACAAGUUCCUCGCCGACAUGCGCAAGCCAUCCACCGGCUUGCGCCGCCUGCGCACCAUCGCCGCGUCGCUGAAGAUGGAGCUGGCGCCGUGCCCCGAGAGUCCGGCGCACUGCCUCACGCCGGAGCUGCUGCAAGUGAAGCCGUACACGGACGCUCGCGCCCGCCCGUCACGCGAGAUCCUCGAGUUCCCCUCGCACGACCUCUACGCUCCCAUCACCACCUACCGGAACCUGCUGUACGUGUACCCACAGAGCGUGAACUUCUCCACGCGGCAGGGCUCGGCCAGGAACAUCGCCAUCAAGAUACAACUCAUGGCAGCUGAGGAUCCAGAGAGCACCAUGCUGGCGAUUUUCGGCAAAUCCAGCUGCCCGGACUUCUCUAAGGAAGCCUACACAGCCAUCACCUACCACAACAAGGCACCGGAUUUUUACGAGGAGGUGAAGAUGAAGCUGCCGGCGAAUCUGACCGAGAACCACCACGUGCUCUUCACCUUCUACCACAUCAGCUGCCAGCAGAAGCAGAACGCUCCGCUCGAGACGCCCAUCGGAUACACGUGGCUGCCCCUGCUGCAGCACGGUCGCCUGGUAACGGGGCAGGUGAACCUCGCCGUCUCCAUGGAGAAGCUGCCCACCAACUACUCCGCCCUGCCCCCCGAGGUCCACGUGCCGAAUAUCCGCUGGGUAGAGGGACACAAGGCUAUAUUCAAUGUGGAGGUGGUGGCCGUGUCCUCGCUACACACACAGGACGCCCCGCUGGACCGGCUCUUCGCGCUGUGCGCCGCGCUCGAGUCGCACUCCUUCCCCGUGUGGGCGGGGCCCAAGCGCGUGACGGAGGCGGAGCUCGAGGCGGAGCUGCGCUCGGCCGUGGCCGGCGUCGGCAACGCCGCCAUGCAGCCCCUCGUGCGCCACUUCCACCCGCUGCUCGACCGGAUCGUGCUGCUCACCGUGCGCCCGCCCGUGCUCGCCGGCCAGAUCGUGAACCUCAGCCAGGUGGCCUUCGAGGCCAUGGCCAACAUCGCCAACCGCGUGCACCAGAGCCUGGAGUUCAACCAGGACCAGCACGGUCGCAACGCCCUGCUCGCCGCGUACGUGCACCACGUGUUCCGCCUGCCGCUCGCCUGCUCCGUUGUCGGAACGGACGCCGGUGGUGGUGGCGGCGGUGGCGGCGGUGGCGGCGGUGGCGGCAGAGGCGGUGGCUGCACGCCAACCAUGAACCCCGGAGGGAUCCGGUACAACACGCUGUCGCGAUUCGCCGCUCGCCCUCGGCCCACGACCCUUAACCUCACGGGGACGCGCAGCCUCAGCAGCAGCAACCCCGACGUCAGCAGCCCCAACUCCGCCGACCAAGAGGUCGCCAGCCUCCUCGCCGGCAAGGAGCGGGUUGUGCCGUGCCGUGAGUCCAUGUUCCCGGAGUCCGCUCAGGCUCAGAGUCAGCUCGGGUGGCUCACUUCCCGCAAGCUGUUCCACGAGGAGCUGGUGCUGCAGUGGGUCGUGAGCAAGGGCAGCGUGCGUGACACGGCGCUGCAGAACGCCUGGUUCUUCUUCGAGCUCAUGGUGAAGAGCAUGGCCCAGUACCUGUACGUCACGGGGAAACUGGCCGCUCCGCGCCGCCUCCGCUUCCCCGAGCAGUUCACCAACGAUCUGCGCGCCCUCGUCACAAACGUCGCCAACGACAUCAUGGACAAGUUCCAGAAGGAGCAAGAGCUGGCGGAGAAGCUGAACGUGAGCCUCGCCUUCUUCAUCAACGACCUCUUCUCCCUCGUCGACCGCGGCUUCGUCAUGCAGCUCGUCAAGACCUACUGCAAGCAGACGUGGAACCGAGCGAACAGCUCGCCCAGCCCCGGGGCGCUGACGCCGCUGGCGUCGCUGCGCUUGGACUUCCUCCGCAUCGUGUGCACGCACGAGCACUACGUGGCACUCAACCUGCCGCUCGCCUCCUCCGCCUCGUCGCCCCCCACGUCGCCCUCGCCGUCGCCCUCCGUCGCGUCGCAGGGCUCCGGGAUGUCCUCCACCGUUCAAGACCAGAAGGUGGCCAAGAUGUUCGAGCUCUCCACGGAAUUCCGGCAGCAGCACUACCUCACCGGCCUGCUGCUCUCCGACCUCGCCCUGACGCUCGACCUCGACUUUGCCGACAGCCUGUCGUGCCUGCAGAAGCGCGCCAUCAGCGCCGUGUACGUGCUCGUGUCGAGCCACGACACGGAGCCGCGGUACUCCGCCCCCGAGGUGAAGGCACACAUCGCAUCGCUCUACCUGCCGCUCCUGGGCAUCGUGGUGGACGCGGCCGCUCAGCUCUACGACUUCACCGAGGGUCACGGGCAGCGAUCGCGAGCCGCCCUCUCUUCCCCUGAAGACGACGAGCCGACCAUCAGCCAAUCGGUGGCUUGCGCCAUCGCGGGGUCCUCGCCGCUGCGGCCCGGAUCCGGGGCGUCCGCACAGGCCGGCCGGGCGGGCGGCCCCAUCCUCUCGCAGGAGAGCAGCCGCCACCUCCUCGCCUGCACGCUUUGGGUGCUGAAGCACGCCGAGCCCUCUCUGCUGCUGGCCUGGCUGGCCGACUCGCCGGCUCCCCAGAUUCAGUCGCUGCUGCACGCGCUGUUGCUCUGCGUCUCCUGCUUCGAGUACAAGCGACGGAGCAGUUCCUCCAAUCAGAUCCCGCCGGCCGCCUUCAUGAAAUCGCAGGACAUGAAGGCGCGGCUGGAGGAGGCGAUCCUCGGUGGGGCCGGCGCCCGCCAGGAGAUGAUACGGCGAGCGCGGACGCACGGCGAGCGUGGCCAGGGCGGCUCCGCGGGGGGCACGGAGCGCGUGCGCUGGAAGAAGGAUCAGACGCAGUGGAAGCAGAACGAGCGCAGCGACAAGUCCCGGGCCGAACUGGAGCAGGAGGCCAUCAUCGACGGCAACCUAGCGACCGAGGCGAACCUCAUUGUCCUCGACAGCUUGGAACUCGUCGUGCAGACGGUGGCCGUGACGGAGGCGAAGGACGGCGUGCUGGGCGGCGUCCUCAAGGUGCUGCUGCACAGCCUCUCCUGCAACCAGAGCUCCGUGUUCCUGCAGCACAGCCUGGCCACGCAGCGCGCCCUCGUCUCACGGUUCCCAGAGCUGCUGUUCGAGGAGGAGACGGAGCAGUGCGCCGACCUGUGCCUCCACCUCCUGCGCCACUGCAGCAGCUCGCUCGUGGCGACGAGGGCCCACGCCAGCGCCUCCCUCUACCUCCUCAUGCGCCAGAACUUCGAGAUCGGAAACAACUUUGCGCGGGUCAAGAUGCAGGUGACGAUGUCGCUGGCGUCGCUCGUGGGGACGUCGGCGAGCUUCAGCGAGGACGCGCUCCGCCGUUCGCUGCACACCAUGCUGGCCUACGCCGCCGCGGACGGCGACAUGCAGCCCACCACCUUCCCCCUGCAGGUGCGGGAGCUGGUGCUGAACCUGCAGACGAUCCUCUCGGACACGGUGAAGAUGAAGGAGUACAAACAGGACCCCGAGAUGCUCAUGGAUCUCAUGUACAGGAUCGCCAAGGGCUACCAGGCGUCCCCCGACCUGCGGCUGACGUGGCUGCAGAACAUGGCGCGGCGGCACACGGAGCGGCGCAGCCACGCGGAGGCGGCGCACUGCCUGCUGCACUCGGCCGCCCUCGUCGCAGAGUACCUCUCCAUGCUGGAGGAUCGGCCGCACCUGCCCAUCGGCAGCGUCUCCUUCCAGAGGAUCUCGGGGAACGUGCUGGAGGAGUCGGCCGUGUCGGACGACAUCCUCUCCCCCGACGAGGAGGGCAUCUGCUCCGGCGGAUACUUCUCGGAGAACGGCCUCGUGGGGUUGCUCGAGCAGGCGGCCAACGCCUUCAGCAUGGCACAGAUGCACGAGUCUGUGAACGAGGUGUACAAGCUGCUGAUCCCCGUGUACGAGGCAAACCGCGACGCCCAGCGCCUGGCCAGCAUCCACGGCAAGCUGCAGGACGCCUUCAACAAGAUCGUCACCCAGGACGUGAAGCGGAUGUUCGGCACCUACUUCCGCGUCGUUUUCUACGGCGCCAAAUUCGGUGACCUCGACGCCACGGAGUACGUCUACAAGGAGCCGUCCAUCACCAAGCUGCCCGAGAUUUCGCACCGCCUGGAGGCGUUUUACGGACAGAGACUCGGGGCGCGAUACGUGGAGGUAAUCAAGGACUCCUGUCCCGUGGACUCUGGAAGCCUGGACCCCAACAAGGCGUACAUCCAGAUCACGUACGUGGAGCCGUACUUCGAGGCCUACGAGGCGAAGCACCGCGUGACCCACUUCGACCGCAACUGGAACCUGCGGCGCUUCAUGUUCGCGACGCCGUUCACGCGCGAGGGCCGUGCCCGCGGCGAGCUGCGCCAGCAGUACAAGCGCAAGACGCUGCUCACCACUUCGCACGCUUUCCCCUACAUCAAGACGCGCAUCCAAGUGGUGCACCGCGAGGAGAUCGUCCUCACUCCCAUCGAGGUGGCCAUCGAGGACAUGCAGAAGAAAAUCAGCGAACUCGCCGUGGCCACGCAUCAAGAGCCGCCGGACCCCAAGAUGCUCCAGAUGGUCCUGCAGGGAUCCGUGGGGACAACCGUGAACCAGGGUCCGCUUGAGGUGGCGCAGGUCUUCCUGUCGGACAUCCCCACCGACCCCCGGGAUUUCCGCUUCCACAACAAACUCCGGCUGUGCUUCAAAGACUUCAUGAAGAGGUGCCGUGACGCGCUCAGGAAAAACAAGCACCUGAUCGCCAUGGACCAGCACGAGUACCAGAAGGAGCUGGAGAAGAACUACUUGCGUCUUGUGGACGCCCUGCACCCCAUCAUCGAUCGCAAAAUCCCAGAGCUCUACAGACCCGUUGAGGCCUUCACCUGUGCCAGCAGGGAAUCGUUCAAGAGACAGAACCCCAGGCUCACGCAGUGAUACGGCGGCGACGACACCGGGGACUUGUCGUUAGCGCCACUGCCGGGUAUUCAUCGCAGCGACAGCGCCACGGCAGGGGGAAUGUGGGGAGCGUGCGUGGGGCGGCGGGGGGUGGGCCCGCGGUUUCAAGGCAUGGCUCCUCAGGAUUUUACUCGAGCGUUUAACCGCUGCCUUCAUUUACACUGGAGCGAUCUGAAUGUGGACACCGCCAGUCGCCUCGCGUAACGGGCCGCAAGCGUCGGGCAGGCUGUCCGCCCCCGAGGCCUUGGCUGUGUUUUUUUUUCUGCACGGGCGGAACUUACCUUUGCACAAAGAUUGCGUCGACGUGGUUUUGUUUUCGCACGAAAGCCUCGUUGCAGUAUUUAUGGCGGCUGUUUUGUGUGCGUGAUUGCCAAUGCUUUAGGGAAAUGAGAUUAGGAUUUUUAUCGGUGUCCCUCUUGCAUUAAAACGCUGAGGUUUUUUUUUUGUUAACGCCCUUAAAUGAUAACACUUUUAAGUGUAACAACAGAGCAAAUUUAUUAUUCAGAGGCCUUUGUUUAAUCCGCCCCUGCAUGGGGGGGGGCCUCACCGAACACUGCAUCGGCCGUCGGAGGUCGCUUGACCGUUGCUUCCACACCACGCUGGUCGUUUUCGGUUGGUGGUGCAGGGGGCAUAGAUGUUGGAGCAUAAUAUAGUGCAAGAGUGGAUUUUGCUGCACCGCGAGCCGCUGACAACGUGGCCGCACAGCAACAGGCCUAUACAUGGUGGUCGCCCAUCCAAGCACUUUCCAAGCUCAAGCCUUGCUUAGCUUCUGAAUUCUGAUAAGAUCGGGUGCAUUCUGGGACAUUUGAUCUUGGCUUGGGUCUAAUAAACAAUUACACUUUGUAAUUAACCUUGAAAGAGUUUUUAAGCAACCGUUUGCAGGUUCUUGCCAAAACAUUCCGUUGGCUAUCGCCAAGUAUCAAUGUUGUUGAUCAAUGCGCAGCGAGGUUCCUCUUUUAUUAUUAUUUGUAUCUUUUAAACACGUUUGUGGAUUUGCCACGUGCCUGUGUUUGCAUCGAAGCCAUAGUUUGCGUAUUAAGCGACACACCAAAAAGCAUGCACGCAGACAAUUAAUUAUUGAGUUUAGCCUCUUUGAUUGGAAGGUGCUAACGUAUGGUGGAGACUUAUUGUGAACCAAAUCACCAUCGCAGACCUUGAUCCACCCAUUGCUGCAUGUUCUCCUGAACCUAACCACCAUCAGCAUGUACAGCCCUUCUGUUAAUCCACUGCUGGAUGGUGCCCCCCCUCAACCCAAAAAAGAACUGUCAGUCAUGGGGGUUGUUUGACCAUACUUUGCCACGCUGGUCAGUGUGGGUUGGUGAAGGUGAAGGGCAUAAGACGUGGAAGCAUCGAUGUUGCGGUGCUGUCCUCUGCUGGCCACCUCCUAGCCUUACAGCACUAUGACAACCUGUUAUACGUGGUGGUGGUGGUGAUUACCCAUCCAAGCCCUAUCCAGGCUCAACUCUACUUAGCUUCUGAGUUCUUGCGAGAUCUGUGUGCAUUCCUGGUGAUUUGGUCACUGGGCAAUCGCAAAUCAUUUCUUCUAGGUAACCAACGUAUGUAUUCAAGAUGAGUGAAAAAAAAUCAACACAUUUGCACUGUUCAUGUGAUAUUGAUGAUUGUCCAUCCACGGCAAUCGUCCUGCGGACAAAGCUGCCCUUGCCGUGGUAAUGUGGAAUUUCCGCCGUUGGCCCAGGGCCCAGAAACGGGGAUGUCGCCCAAUACUGCUCGUUUGAGCAGUGGGACACCGACGUGUAUUGUGACUAUUAUUACUGUUGCAGUGCAACGUCACAUCCGACUCACUUGGUAAUGAGGCAUAGGCGGAUAUGUGAAAAGGUCAGAUAUUUUAUCAUCUGGCAACUGCACCACGUGCAAAUACUUCACUGGGCGGGGGCGGUUAAUUGGUCAUGGGGGGGGAGGGUGUUACGGUCGGAUAUUCAGCGUUGUACUUAUUUCGGUACUGUUUUGUCCGUGUACAGGUAUGGGUUGAACACCUGCAAGUUCACACCUGUGCGCCUGUACUCAGCAAUGGCCGCCCUUGUACUACUGUGUUAAAUUACGUGGGCGCUGAGCCACUUCGAUGGCGUCAAGUCCGCGGGGAUCCUGUAGCGUCGGGUCGUGUAGCUUUUCUGAGCAGAGAUGCGUUACAUUAAAAUGUAAAUGAUUCAAAACUCCGAAAAAGAAGAUCCCAAGUCCUUAAAAUUCCAAAUGAUAAGAUUUUUUUUUAUUCUUAUUAUUAUCUGAAAGUCAUUCCUUUGUUAGAUGCACAGCUGAGCGGGCUGUGUGUGCCGGGCUAUAUGACAAGAGGUUUAAGCAUCGUUCUCGGUGAAAAAUACUUCAAAAGGCUCGGUUAGGUCAAUCGUUAGUGCACUCUUGUUACGUCAAUACAGUGUGCCACAUACAUUUAUUUGAUUGUUACGAAUAUAGGCACCCGCUUUGUUCCCCUGAUUGUGCCAUCGGCUUUGUGUAUCGUGACGAAGAAUCGAUCGGGAUCUCGCGCGGAGCAACAGUCCGGCCCUGUCGUGCUGGAGGGUAACGGUCCACAGAAGCGGAUGUCACGCAACUACCUCUGAGAUCCAUUCUCACGUCCUCUGGUCCACACAGUAGAACAGCAGGCGACCUUUCCCACCAACCCCCUGCCACAGGGAGUAACGUUUGUCACGUGGCAAUGUUUAAUUUUCAGACCUGGAACUUAAGUCAAAUUGAAGUGCCGGAGCCAAAUUUAAUUUGGUGUGCAGUCAUUGGUGACCGGGCUUACGCUGUCAACUUGCCGAACGUAAACGCUCCACGAUAUUUUUUAUGUCACUGCCGAAGUCACGAGGCCAUGGACUGGAAAGUAUUCUUUGUUCCCCCUCGACAGUGAAGAUUCGAUUUCGCGUGGGGACCCCCCGGGACACACAGCCUAGGUGUGUGUAGCGAGCUACGAGAUGAGAGCUAUUUGUUUUUUGUGUGUGUGUGUGUGUUAUCGGCCUGUCAGUGAUGGGACUCGUGUAAGGUGAUGUCAGCAGCAUAAUUGCGUGCACUGUUAUUUCGCAAACAUAUGUUUCCAAUAAAAUGCUUUUGUUACAAUG